Silurus meridionalis is the source of this 1228-nucleotide messenger RNA. RefSeq lists its product as uncharacterized. Gene Ontology annotation, biological process: regulation of apoptotic process. Bases 146 to 817 code for a protein of 223 amino acids. Lineage: Eukaryota; Metazoa; Chordata; Actinopteri; Siluriformes; Siluridae. The record is from RefSeq and is a predicted model, not a curated record. The transcript has 5 exons.
ACCGGGAAAUUCAGCACAGGGAAAUUACAGGCGCGCAUGCGCAGUCGUGUACACGUGUCGCGGUCGCAGUAUCGGUUUCAUGUUGAAGUUCGAAUUUGAGGCAGAUGCGGAGAAGUAGAAAGUCAGUCCUGGGGGCUUCUGUUUAAUGAACAUCAUCACGUCGGAUAGCAGCAUGAUGGUCAUCUCACCCGAAAAGGUCCUUAGGCGUGAGCUGAGCAACCUGAGCAAGCGCAUGACUUCCUGCAUGGUGCAGCAGAUCUCUGAUUGCCUGUGCCGCUCGCAAGCUCUGACUGACUACGAGGUGCAGGUGAUCCGUGCUGGGGCCACGGACAUGAAACAAGCAGUGUGUCUCCUGCAAACGCUUCUGCUCAAGGGCCGCACACCAUGUCUGCAGUUCUUCCAGUGUCUGAACGCAUGCAGCCCAUCACUCUUCAACACCGUCACCAGAGGCUCGGUGGAGGUUAAUGAUGAGGCUCACCAGCAUGUGGAGAAGUCUACGUUUUCAGAGGCACCUGAAACUGGUCCUUUGUGUGUCAUAAACAUUAACAAUUCCUCGCUGAGGAACUGCAUCAUCGGAAGCAAUAAUAGCUUGUGCUGUCUUCUCACUCAGGCUGAUGUCAUUCACGAUGCAGUAGAGCCUCCACAGGAGAGUCACAGGAGAUCACCAAACCCCACAGAGGCUCCUAAUGUUCAGGUGGAGAGCUCCAACGUAGAGUAUGUCAUCAUAGGAGACAACAACUAUAUGAACAUUGAAAGCAGUCUGGACUCUGAACAUCAGGAAGAAACAGAGAGUGUGUCAGAGGAUUUAGAGGAGUGAAAAGGUCAAGAUUGAGGCCACAGACUGUACAGGAAAUAUAUAGGUUCCUCAGUGGCGUCAUAAAAUACCUGUCAUCAUGUGCAAAGACUCUCAGGUGAAACUCAGUUCAAAACCAGUCAUGGUUUCAAACUGAAGUGCAAGUAUACACAAUUGUGUGAUUGAAUCUAAAAUGCCUAAGUGUAAAUGCUGUUUUAUAACUAUCUGGAUUUGAUUAUAUCAGCGUUUAGGAUUUAUUUGUUUUCUUGUUACAGACCGAUUUUGUUACAUUUUAAUAAGCUACACGUUACUGCUUUUAUUCAUUUUUAUGUUUCAUCCAUGAUGAAACAUUUUAUAUUUAUAUAUACAAAGUUAUUUAUUAAGGUUUGUAAAUAUUUACGUUUUAGUAAAAAUAAAAAUAUCAAUGAAAAUGUA